UAUUACAAUUUAUUAUAAUGAAAGUUUUAUUGAUCGAAGCGCAGUUAUGAACUUACGCAAGAGAAAAUUCAGUUAAAUAAUUUUAUAAUUAAUGUUACUACAUAUUAGGAAUUACUAUGGUUUCCAUGGGAUAAUGGUUUCUUUUGUCGUACAACAUUCUCCGCGCUUAUGUCACUACAGGAAUACUAGCUCAGUUUAAUUUUUUAACAUUCCUUUCUUUCUUUUUUUUUCCCUUUGCAUUAUAAGGCGCCUGCCUUUUCAUUCGUGCAACAGCGGUUGCUCGCUGAUACGAGAUAAAAGACGCGGCAUAUAAAGUACCGAAGCUUCUAUGUUCUCAGAUAAAAAUAAUAUAAAUUGACAAUAAACGAGACACCAGUGGCAUAGCACCAGGUAGAAUUUCAAUUUAAUUGCAAUUAAGAAAACAAUGGAAGAAAACCUUGUUUUAACCCAGUAACGUACAAUAAUGGAAUGUUGCACGUUUCAUAUGUUUAAUAUUUCAUUUAUAUCAGAAUCAGAAGAUUACAUUACGUAUUCCUUCAUGCGUACCGUCAUUGAUCGGUAGCUUCCACUUGACGCGAAAACACGGUCUGACCCGUAACGCAGUUAUACUACUUAGAGCAGUGUCCGUCCACAGAAAGCGUUCACUAUCGAUGCUCUUCGUUUCGAAAGCGUGAAAUCAAUUUUACGAAAUGAAAAAUCUGAUAACAUUUGAUUAUACAAGUAUACUAUAAAAUUGUACAAAAUUGUAGAAAUGAAAAAUUUGGUAUUAAAGAAGAAUCUAACAAUUUUAAUUUGUUUUUUUUCUUUCUCUCAAUCCUAAUCAGAACAUCCUACAUCAUUUUACGAAUCGAAAAUCGUUUGACCCUGUUAACGAUGGCAAAGAUCGUGGCUGGUAAUUUCGGAACAAUCACUUCUAUCAUUCUAAAUUCCACCUCUCGUAUUCUCAUAACGUCAGCUCAGACUGCUCCGACCUAUCUUCCACGUCUCCUUCUUCGUGUUCCUAGCGUAGUUUCCUAUGUAGUACGCCGUGAUCUUCUUAGAUGCGUGGAAUUGUCGCAACGAAACUCGUUAUCUCGUGUCUAGAAACUGAACAAGCCAUCUAACCGCUGUGACAGAGACUGGAGAGAGGCAAGUGUUCAUCAAUUACUGUAUCAAAUGAAAACUGGCUAACCAUGGAGAUUACGUUAAUAUUUAAAACCGUUGGAUGAAACGGGAGUAAUUCAAGAGAUUGCGUGACACAUUCUAGUGACGUUUGAAUCGAAGAUUGUAAAUCAUAGGAUUAUAAAUCUAAAAUAAAAAUUUGUUUGCAAGUUUUCAUAUGCCACGAUAUUCAACCUUUAUCCAUCAUAGAUGCGAUUGACUACGCGACAGUGAAGCUUUUGAUAUCGAACAAAUCUUUUUCUUACGUUAUAUGGAAUAUUCGAAUGUCUGAUACGAGGGAUUUUAACGAAGGAAACGAAAGAAUGCACGAUAAUAAGAUAAAUUCCUAUGGAAAUGAAAGGGUGAUCCGCGUAUGUACCGAGCAGGGAGGAUGUCAAACAUCGUACCCUUACAAAGUCACCGAUCACAAUACCCAGAAAAGUUUGCUCGGACGAAACUCGUUACCUGGUACCAGGGACACGUCUGGGCAGGCAAGCGGGAUGCGUCCAGGGCAUUCGUCCAAGCAUCUCCGACGAAGAAAGAAAGAAGAAACUCAGACAGCAUGUGUCCGAGGGAAAAACGUAGAGCGUGGAAGGUUUCCAGCUAUGAAACUUUUGGAAAAGGAAAAAGAUAGAGAGAAGAAGAAAAAAAAAAAAGGAAAACAAAAAGAUGAAAAUGCGAUAGGUAAAGCAGAGACAUCCACAGGUAGAGAAGGAACGUAUGAAAAGCGAGAGGAAUGGAAUAGGAAGAGAAAACAGCGCGAGAAAGAUAGAUACAGAAGGAAGAAGGCAUAUAAAGGUGAAUGAGAGGAUGAGGUGGAGUGGUGUAGGUGGCCUGGGGAUGAGGAGAGCCGGGGAUAGAGUGGAUCCAGGGUGAGGAGAGGAAGGAGGAGUUGGAGAGAGAUUUGUGAAGGUAGGAGAAAGCAGCAGAGGUAGCAGCAGCAGUGGCAGCAGCAGUGGCAGCAGCAGUGCCCGGGCAUCAGGGCACAGUAUGUUGGGCGCAAGCGCCAGCCGGGUUAGACUAGGGUUGCUGGUGCAGGCGGCGGAGGGUGGGUGUCGGUGGGUACCUGUAGGAAGUUUAUCGGCGGCGAGUCGGUGGUGGGUGGAAGCGUUGCCUUUGGAGGUGGGGUUGUAGGUGGACGAUGGAGGUGGAGGUGGAGGUGGAGGUGUAGGCAGGAGCAUACUCCGUACACCGAGGAUUUCCAGGCAGCAGACAGUCUACGGCCCGGGACAGAGGGACCAGGACCAGCCUCGGAAAGGAGAGCUCGUCGUGGACCCCCUUCCUUUAAUCGAAACGGAUUUUUUUUUCCAAGUGUUCAGUGACCUUGAAUGUUUACACGUACCCUUGUUCCAUGCUGAUUCGUGACGGGAAUGGAAGAGGAAAUCUUUUAACCACCAUCCGACGGGAUUACAUCUCGCUACAGGAUUCUUUAUCUUGAUGCCUGGCUCCGAGGUAUAUACACGAUUCUACCGGUGUGAUCGUUAAUCACGUAACGGCGAUGCGUUCGUAAAGGAAUCGACGAUAGCUGAAUGAGAUUGCGAGAAGCCGAGGAGAAAGAAGAAUUAGAGAUGAGCGAAAUCGUUCGGCCGGGAAUUGCUCGGAGCACGUGCCUCGCACGCAGAAGGCGCUCGGAACGGCACCAGGUGCGCUAAUCGAGGACCAAUCUACGAAACAAAGUGACGCACGAAUAAUUGAACGUUGCACCAACAUAACGUUAUCGUCUUUUAACGUUACCGAGAUUCAACACCGCUCUUACUUAAAUCUACUAUCUUAAGUCGAUCAUCGUUGAAUGAACCGGCAAGCAGGAAUGCAAGUUCAUGCUGUUGUACCUUCGAGGACGAUCUCGAUGAUCGUUUUAUUAACAUCCUUUUUCAUGUUCAUCGGAAUCGACGGCAUGGGACACGUCAGUGGACACAAUGAUCGGUCUACGUUUCAUCUGGACACAAGCACUUCUAGCGGUCCCGUGGUGGUUGCACCGGUUGGAAACCAAACGGCUGCAAUUGGUCGCGAAGUUGUUUUCUCUUGCAGUGUUCGCAACAUUGGAAAAUACAAGGUUGGAUGGCUACGUGCUUCGGACCACACGAUUCUGUCGGUUCACACGAGAACGGUAACGCACAAUGCACGUAUCGCGGUCUCGUACGAAACCGGCGGAAGUUCCGGGUCCGGCGUGGCAUCCGCAAACGCCUUCGGUGUGACAGGAAGCAGCCAACCCACGGAGGAAGUCGUCAACGGCACGUGGCGGCUACACAUUCGUCAGUUAAAGGAAUCGGAUAGAGAUUGUUACAUGUGUCAAAUUAACACCAGCCCGAUGAUAUCCGAAUUAGGAUGUCUGGAUAUUCUUGUACCACCGGAUAUCGUUUAUGGAGGUGAUACUAGUGCGGACUUGGCAGUUUCGGAAGGGGACAAUGCAACUCUAAGCUGCAGCGCAACCGGAAGACCAACCCCAAGAGUGUCCUGGCGAAGGGAAGACGGAGAACCCAUUCUCAUAAGGGCCUCUUCUGCCGGUGGUAGCACGUUCGAGAGGCACGAAAGCUACAAUGGUUCUCUGCUGCAAUUCCAUCGUGUUGAGAGGAGACAAAUGGGAGCGUAUCUGUGCAUCGCCAGCAACGACGUGCCGCCUGCCGUUAGCAAGCGAGUGACACUCGCUGUGAAUUUUGCACCCGUGGUCAAAGCGCCUAAUCAGUUAUUGGGAGCACCCUUGGGAACGGAUGUGCAGCUGGAAUGUUACGUGGAGGCAUUUCCGAAUACAAUUAAUUAUUGGGUAAAAAAUCGACGAGGAGCGGAAGAUGAAAUGUUGCUCGAGGGACUCAAGUACAACGUGCGGGAAGAACGAUCCGGGUAUAAAGUUUUGAUGUGGCUGUUAAUCAAAGGAUUCACGGAACAGGACGUGGGGAGUUAUAAAUGCGUCUCGACGAACAGUCUUGGUAAAGCUGAUGGCACUUUGAGACUAUACGAAAUUAAAAUUAGCUCUGACAGAUCAUCGCGUGGAAAAGAUCACGUAUCCAUUAUCGGUGGUUUAGCCGAGGCUGCACAAAGUUCAGGUGCAAGUAACAACGUGAGAGGAUCGUUUGGAUGUAACAAGAAAUUAUCGCACUGUUUGUCGAUGUUUCUCUUCAUACCGGUAUUGUUCUGGCAACGGUGAAGAAGGUACCCGUUGCUAGUCACCGCUAAACAGAGUGCCGGAUAACUUUGUGCCAAAGGACAAGAAAAAUAAGUAUGAACGUUGUGUAUGCAUGUGUGUGGCCGAGAACAUAUCAGAAGAAUAAGAUCGUAAAGAGUAAAUAAGAAAGUGUGUUCUUUGUGAGAAGAACGAAUUACUUGAUUGAAUGUGCGAAUGAAAAGAAGCGAACCAAGAAAGAAAGAAAAAAAGAAAAAGAAGAAUAAAUUGAGGGCUCGCGUUCUUCAUAUCUUCCUACUUCCCUUUCCUACUCCCAAUUGCCAAGAAAAAAAAAAAAACAUUUUUAGAUCAAUGGAUGUUGUCAAUGUAUGCGCCCAGUUAGAUCCGCAAUUCGUUUUGUUAAAAAGUAUCGAUUACCGAUUGAUAUGAAUCGAUGAGAAGACUCACCGUGAGAAAACACAAGACUUGGAGAAAAGAAACGCUGAUGCAGCUUGGCCCUAAUUAUUAAUAAUGCUUAACAAAUCGUCGAUAAUAAUAACUUAACGAUCAUUUUGUCAUUGGUAUCAGCAUUGCAGACACUUAGACGUCAGGGAACUCGAUGUUUCGAAAUAAAAUUAUACGAUCGAACAAAUAUAUUGCAUAUCUGUACCUAUGUUCCUUAACCAAAGGGGUGUACGGGCCUCUAUUCCUAAUUUAUCAUUUUUCUUUUAAAAUAAUACAUUUCAAUGCAAAUUAGUCACAUGAUAAAAAAAAGUAAUUAAUUUCAAAGUUAUAUUCAUCAGCAAUAAUGAUCAAUCAAAAAGUUGACUCGAAAUAAUUUAUGUUACUACUUUAUCUUCGCGAAUCGUAGCGUUCAGCUCGGUAUCGUUUUCUAAAAAUUAUUAUUUGAUAAAUGUUUAGACGACGAUACCGAUUACCGGGUCACACCACGUGGA
Osmia bicornis bicornis is the source of this 5193-nucleotide messenger RNA. RefSeq names its product lachesin-like. The transcript has 9 exons. Lineage: Eukaryota; Metazoa; Arthropoda; Insecta; Hymenoptera; Megachilidae. The coding region runs from base 2930 to 4282 and encodes 450 amino acids. Gene Ontology annotation, cellular component: neuron projection. The record is from RefSeq and is a predicted model, not a curated record.